UCAAUGAAAUAGCUUUACAGGGUGGAGCUAAAAGAAAAAUGGCUUCUGUAUCGGGAGGAGAACCGCAAGAUAUGGAGGUUGACAGACGAAUUGAGUCAGAAGAGUCUGGUGAUGAAGAUGGAAAAAGGAAAGGGUUGAAUGGCGAAUCUGACUCUAAUGAGACAAAACUGUCAGUAAAAGAGGGAGAUACCCCUGUUGACAUGGAGACUAUAACUUUGGAACCUGAAGCAGAGGAUGUAGAUCUAAUUCAUUGUCGAAUUGGCAAGAUAGAAGGCUUGGAAGUGCUAAGAAAAGUUAAAACACUAAGUUUACGUCAGAAUCUAAUAAAAAAGAUAGAAAACCUUGAACAGCUUAUUACACUGAAGGAACUGGACCUUUAUGACAAUCAGAUAAAGAAGAUUGAAAAUCUCCACACCCUUACAGAGCUGGAAAGCCUAGAAAUCUCUUUUAAUGUACUUCGGAAGAUUGAGAACAUUGAUGAACUCACCAAACUACGUAAACUCUUUCUUUUGAACAAUAAGAUUACCAGAAUUGAGAAUGUAUCUCAUCUCCGGCAGCUAGAGAUGCUUGAACUUGGUUCCAACAGAAUCCGGGUUAUAGAGAACAUUGACACAUUGUCAGAACUGGACAGUUUGUUUCUGGGAACCAACAAGAUCACCAAGCUUCAGAAUUUAGAAGGGCUUCACAGCUUGACAAUACUUAGUUUACAGAGUAAUCGAAUUACUAAGAUGGAAGGUCUGCAAUGUUUGGUAAACCUGCGAGAACUCUAUCUAAGCCACAAUGGGAUUGAGGUCAUGGAAGGACUAGAAAACAAUAAAAAACUGACUACAUUGGAUAUUGCUGCAAAUAGGGUAAAGAAAAUUGAAAAUAUUAGUCAUCUGACAGAACUUAAAGAAUUUUGGAUGAAUGACAACCAGAUUGACAACUUUAGUGACCUUGAUGAGCUAAAGAAUGCACACGGGCUAGAAACCGUUUACUUGGAGCGCAAUCCUCUUCAGAAGGACCCUCAAUAUCGGCGUAAAAUUAUGCUGUCACUUCCAAGUGUGCGGCAGAUAGAUGCUACUUAUAUUCGUUUUUGACUUACCUGUUAAGGCCUAUUUCUCUGCACCCUGUACAUGAUUGAUAAACCGUAAUAUGCAAAGUAUGGGUUUUAUUAAGUUGCGGGAAAUUUUCAGGAUGGUAGUCUUCUAGAAAAAUCUGAUCAUGAUCUCUCCACUGAGCUUACUAGCAUCUCUUAACAGUGUUUAUAAUGGUAUUUAUUCAUAUGUUAUAAAUGCACUCCUAAACAAAAAUGCAAGAAAUGGAUUUUGUUCCCUUUUAUAACCUUACUGUUUUUAGGCAUUCCAGGGACUGACUAGUAACUGCAAGACAUAUUCUGGGAACAGAGAAAGAGCCUACAAAGAUUUUAAAGUCUGAGCAACAAGGAAUGUAGUAAUUAAAGCUUUAUAGAACAAUGUUUUUGUUUAUUUUAAAAACAGUCUUUAGCUUACAAUGUUUUUUCUCAUUGUUCAGUCAGCCAGAUUGCUUAGGUUUUCAUAAUUACUUGCGAAUGUUCUUUGUGUAUUAGUUGAAAAUGUCACGAGUGUUUGAUCUGAAGGCUUAAAUCUCCCUGCAACACAAAGUUACUGUUAACCUUGAUUCAUGUUAACUUUGUAACCGGUUUAAAGUAAAAGCACUUAAUUAUCUCUUCUGUCAAAAAAACAAUUCAGGAUAAUUUUAUCUUUGACAAAAUAUCACUCAUCAUCAAGACAAUUGAAGACUAGCAGAAUAUUUUACAUGAAACGGAUUUACCAAAUUAAAGGAUGUGACAGUACUGCAUGAACUGCUUUGUUUAGCCUUUUUAAUUGUAUCACACAAUUUCUAAUAUAAAAAAACUGUACAGAUACUUAAAAUAAAUUUGAAUUUAAUUUACCUAUA
This is a messenger RNA of Polypterus senegalus (gray bichir), 1917 nucleotides long. It is a transcript of the gene ppp1r7, whose product is annotated as protein phosphatase 1, regulatory (inhibitor) subunit 7. NCBI's taxonomy places the organism in Eukaryota, Metazoa, Chordata, Cladistia, Polypteriformes, Polypteridae. The coding region runs from base 39 to 1079 and encodes 346 amino acids. The record is from RefSeq and is a predicted model, not a curated record. The transcript is spliced from 10 exons. Gene Ontology annotation, molecular function: protein binding.